This is a messenger RNA of Rana temporaria (common frog), 748 nucleotides long. It is a transcript of the gene IGBP1, whose product is annotated as immunoglobulin binding protein 1. Gene Ontology annotation, cellular component: cytosol. The record is from RefSeq and is a predicted model, not a curated record. NCBI's taxonomy places the organism in Eukaryota, Metazoa, Chordata, Amphibia, Anura, Ranidae. Gene Ontology annotation, biological process: regulation of dephosphorylation; regulation of signal transduction. Gene Ontology annotation, molecular function: protein phosphatase 2A binding.
UGGCCGCGGGCGGGCGUUGCGUCAGAUCCGGCGCGUCUCUUCCGGUGUACGGAGAGCGGACGGGACCAGACAUGUUCCAGUAAAGAUGGCGGACGGGUCCGGGGCUGAACUGCCGAAGUUAUCGGAGCUGCUGGAGGAGGGAUGGCGGAUCCUGGAGGCGGGAGAUCCGGGGGGCCCCGAGGGGAUCCGGGAGGUGCAGAGAGGGGUGAAGGUUCUGGAGGAGGCGACCCGGAUGGUGACCCAACUGGACCUCUUCAGCUCUAACGAGGAUCUGGAGGAGAUCUCGUCGGCGGACCUGCGGUUCCUCCUCCUCCCCGCCCUCCUGGGGGCGCUCACACUGAAGCAGGGAGAUCAGAGUCGGAGGUUGCAGCACCUGGAGGCGGCCCGCACUUAUUUCCUGGACUUCCUGAAGAGGUGUCACCGCUACAAAGUGUCAGACUUCACCCUUCCCCCACAACCCAGAGAGACGGGGGAGAACGAGGGGUACAACCCACCCGAUCCCCAGUCCAACCUCACCGCCAUAGCGGUGCAUCGGCAGGCCAAGAUCGAGAGGUACAAGCAGAAGAAGAGUCUGGAGGGAAAGUUGGCGGUGAUGAAGGAGGCGGUGAAGAGCGGCAGAGCGGAGGAGGAGCAGAUCCGGGAGUUCUACCUCCUGCACCUCCGGCAGUGGGUGUGCACCGCCCUGGAGGAGGUGGACAGUAUAGACCAGGAGAUCCCCCUGGUGAAGGCCCGGGAGAUGAUCAAGAAG